Orbicella faveolata is the source of this 911-nucleotide messenger RNA. Its product is annotated as protein rogdi homolog. Gene Ontology annotation, cellular component: RAVE complex. The record is from RefSeq and is a predicted model, not a curated record. Lineage: Eukaryota; Metazoa; Cnidaria; Anthozoa; Scleractinia; Merulinidae.
AGAGCGUCAAGAGAGGAGACUGAACACUACUCUCUUUGUUAUUGUAUCGCGGGCUCAGAGAAGGUUCAAAAUGGCGGUGUUCGUGGAAGAUGAGGACAUAAAAGUCUUGAGACUGGAAUUUGAGUGGUUGCUAAAGGAACAUGUACCCAAAGUUCUGACCCAGCUGGGAACCAUUUUACAGGAAUGCUCAAAAUGUUUGAAACUCUCAUGUAUUCCAGGAAAAACAGCCACAGGUGAAAUACAAGGGGAAGUAAAGCCUCAAGAUUACUUCAUGCUCUCUACCCCAAAUAGUGAUACCCUUAAAGGUUAUGUUGCUGUGGAAGGAGAAAAUAUUUCAAAAGCAGACUUAAAAUUCAAGCUUCCCAAAGUAUCUAGCUCUGGCUUUCGUGUCUUCAUAAGAGAGCAUGAGCCAUGGAAGCUAAAACAGAUUCAAGAUGCGAUCAACUACUUGCAACUUGCUGUAGAAAAAGUUGAGGAAACUAAAGCAAACUGUAAUUUAUCAUCAGGUCGAGAUGUCAGUAAGGAUGUGGAAGAAAUAACAAGUUUUUUGACUAAAGGAAAGUCGAGAUUAUCUUUGCCUGAUAAGACACCUGUUUUAGAUAUGUUAUCAUCUGGAGACCAGCGGGUAUUUAAGCCUGGUCUGCCAGAUGAUGUUGUUGCAUACUUUUGUGUGAACAGUGACAAACUUGUUCUGUCAAUCUACACUUUAACAACGCUUCCGGUCCCACCCCAAAACUCAAAGCAGCCUCAGGAGAAUGACCCUGUUGGACAAACAUUGUAAGCAUCUAAGUUUUAAUCAAGUUUGGUAUGUUAACAAGGAGUGUUUAUUAUUAGAUUUAAAAGAUUUAUUAAGAUUCUGUCAGGCUUGCAAAUUUGCAAAAAUAUGAACAUGGAAGCAUACAAAAUUAAUA